CUACCAUGCUAACAGUGUCAACCAGAAGGCACGGGGCGUGAGAAAAUACAACAGACUGGCCAUUUCCAGUGCCAGCUACAAUCAAGAAUUGGCAUUUAAAUGGAAGCAGCCAGUUAGUCAUUGGCGUCUUUUCACGAAAGGCUACAUAAGAGACUGAUUACGGAAAACGGAAUAGGAGACACGCUUGGACUUUUUUAACCAAAGAGCUAGCAGGCGAUUAACCAUACAAGUUGUAGCUACUUAAACGAGGAAGUUGGUUACCUUGUUGACUUUGUUUGCUAGUCUCUUAGCUAGUUAGCUUGCUACCACGCCAUAUAAACAGAAUUCACGGACAGUUCUGUUCUCUGUUAAGUGCUGAACACCGGUGUCAUCACUGAGCGGCGACCUCUGUUUUCCCCUUCGUGUGCGAGGGGAUUAGAAUGGAAACACCCUUCUAUCAUGAUGAUGUGUUGAAUACUAUUGGCGGAAUCACGAGCGUUUACUCUUACGACAACAUGAUGAAGAAGGAUAUGAGUUUAAACCUGAAUGACGCGAGCUCCAGCCUGAAGCCGCAUCUUAGAGACGCCGAGGGCAUCCUCAACUCUCCGGACCUCGGGCUACUGAAGCUGGCUUCACCUGAACUGGAGCGGCUGAUUAUCCAGACCAAUGGCAUGGUCACAACUACACCAACCUCUCAGUUCCUUUUCCAGAAGUCUUUGAGUGACGAGCAGGAGUUCGCCGAAGGUUUCGUCAAGGCUCUGGAAGAUCUCCACAAACAGAAUCAGCUCAACGGUGGAGCGUGUGUGCAGACGAGCAGCCUGGAUCUGACUACCAACGCUGCUCCCGUCACUGUGCACCCAGAUCUACCCGUAUACACAAACCUGAACAGCUACGGCAGCGGCCCAUUGGGGACCACAGUCAAUUACUCCACGGACACUGUCCCCUUUCCGCCACCUCCCUCCCAUCAUUUGGGGGGCACGCAGCAGGAGACGCACUCGCGGCUGCAAUCCUUAAAGGAUGAACCGCAAACUGUUCCUGACGUACAGAGCUUCGGAGACAGCCCGCCACUGUCUCCCAUCAACAUUGAUACGCAAGAACGUAUUAAGGCGGAGAGGAAAAAGCUGCGGAACAGAAUUGCCGCAUCCAAAUGCCGAAAGAGGAAACUGGAGAGAAUUUCCAGGCUGGAAGACAAAGUCAAAACCCUGAAGACGCAAAAUACUGACCUGGCUUCCACGGCGAGUCUGCUGAGAGAGCAGGUAGCCCAGCUGAAACAGAAGGUCAUGAAUCAUGUGAACAGCGGGUGCCAGUUACUACCGCAUCAAGUCCAAGCCUAUUAGGAGGAGGUGACUUUCCGUACAUACGCUCAGAGACAGUUUACUUAUUGAUUAUUCGAAGGACUUGGAAAUUGAAGACACUACCAAGUGACACAGUCGUGUACAUAUUAGUGAGACGUGUCUACAGAUUCUUUUAUACAUGUGAACAAGACUUCGUUACAACGUGAAAGAAGACUGAAGCAUCGUUUUGUACACUGUUGAAUAUCAGCCUUAUUGAAGAACUGAACUAAUUAGAAAAAAUGCAUGUUUGAGACAAACUCGAUGAAUGCUACUAAAUCGCAGGGUGUCAUUGAGCGCAUGCCCUUAAUGUUUAUUACGCCUUAAAUGUUUACAAGCUGUUAUGACCAGAUGAAAAAUGUAUAUUUUAUAUAAAAUGACCUGCAGUGUCUUAUUUCAAAUGUGAAGCCGUUAUAUGUUUGUCAUAAGCUUUUUUGUUUUGUUUAUUUAUGUUGCACUGUGUUGUCUUUUCAUAUUCCAGAUAUAUAUUUUUACUUGGAUAUUGUGUCCAAAAAGUGUUAUCUAAUAAA
Molecule: messenger RNA, 1840 nt
Organism: Megalops cyprinoides (Indo-Pacific tarpon)
Lineage: Eukaryota; Metazoa; Chordata; Actinopteri; Elopiformes; Megalopidae
Product: transcription factor jun-D-like
Exons: 1
Coding region: 420-1316 (298 amino acids)
Biological process (GO): regulation of cell cycle; regulation of transcription by RNA polymerase II; regulation of cell population proliferation
Cellular component (GO): transcription regulator complex
Molecular function (GO): transcription factor binding; RNA polymerase II cis-regulatory region sequence-specific DNA binding; DNA-binding transcription factor activity, RNA polymerase II-specific
Source: RefSeq, a predicted model, not a curated record